Molecule: messenger RNA, 1269 nt
Organism: Coffea eugenioides
Lineage: Eukaryota; Viridiplantae; Streptophyta; Magnoliopsida; Gentianales; Rubiaceae
Product: B3 domain-containing protein At4g34400-like
Exons: 5
Coding region: 1-1269 (422 amino acids)
Molecular function (GO): DNA binding
Source: RefSeq, a predicted model, not a curated record
AUGGAGAGCAGUAGGAUGCAUGAUAAUCAAAGACUUAGGGCCUUUUUCAAAUUUUUCAUCCCUGAUAGCUCCAAAGAAAGAAUGAAAAUUCCCUCAGCAUUUACAUCAUAUCUGAAAGCUAAGCUAUCUCCAAGGGCAUACCUAAGGGAUCGAUUUGGAAAUAAGUGGCCUGUCAGAGUGGGAAGAAUUGGAGAUGACUUCUUUUUCCUUGAUGGUUGGGCUGAAUUUGUUGAGGAAAAUUCUGUGGAGCUGGGAGAUUUUUUAGUUUUCCAGUAUGAUGGCCAUAGUCUUUAUGAUGUAAAAUUGCUUGGCCAUAGUGCUUGCGAAAAGAAAGGAGUUGGAGCUCUUAAAGUGCUUAAGCACGAGGAGGAGGAGCAGAUGGAAGAAGCUUGUGAGGUGAAAGAAGUAGAGGGAGAGGAAGAAGAGGAAGCUGAUGAAGCUAAUGAGGUUAAAAAAGAAGAACAGGAAGAAGAUAACUGGGAAAAAGAGGAAGAAGAAGGGGAGGAAGAAACCAAUGAAGAUAAACAAGGAGAAAUGGAGGAGAGCAACAAUUCCUUGGAAGUUAACGAGGCUGAAACGGAGGGAGAGAAAGAGCAGGAUGCUGACGAGAUUGAACAGAAAAAGGAAGGAGAGGGAGAAAUUAAUGAAGAUAAACAAGAAAAGGAGAUGGGGAAGUGUUAUUCAAAUACAAUUGAAACGGAAGCUAAUUCUGAUUAUAUGAUGGAAGCGGAAGAUGAUAGUACUCAGAAAGAAGAAGAAGGUAAUGUGGAAGAGGAACCAGCAGCUAAAACUCACUCUAAGGUUGCUACUGUAGACUCAAAGUCUUCCAGCAAAGGCAAAAAAAAGAUCAGAGGAGGCAAGCAUGAAUCUAAAGCUGUCAAAGGUCAUAAACGUCGUAGAAGAUGGCUUAUUGACCCUUAUGGCUACGAUCUUUUCAAGUCUGGAUGCAUUUCCCAGCCGAAGAAUCCUUAUUUUGUUACACAAAAAAGGGCAAGAAGACAAGAUGCAUUGUAUGUUCCUCAUGAUAUUCUGAGAGAUCACAAUCUUAAGCUGCCACAAGAGAUCAUCCUUGUCGACCAACAAGGCAGGGAGUGGACUUCAACUCGUAACCAUUGGAAGGAUGGCAGAUUUUGGUACCAUGGUGGAUGGAGCAGUCUCUGCAGGGUCAACAUUGUUGGAUUUGAUGACAUUUGCAUCUGUGAAUUUAAGAGAAAAGUUGGUGGAGGCCUUUACAUUGAAGUCCAAAUUCUUCACCCACAAGAUAUAUAA